Messenger RNA from Oncorhynchus mykiss (rainbow trout), 2026 nucleotides. Its product is annotated as homeobox protein MSH-C. The record is from RefSeq and is a predicted model, not a curated record. Gene Ontology annotation, cellular component: nucleus. NCBI's taxonomy places the organism in Eukaryota, Metazoa, Chordata, Actinopteri, Salmoniformes, Salmonidae. Gene Ontology annotation, biological process: regulation of transcription by RNA polymerase II; embryonic morphogenesis. Gene Ontology annotation, molecular function: DNA-binding transcription factor activity, RNA polymerase II-specific; RNA polymerase II transcription regulatory region sequence-specific DNA binding.
UAUAGACGACCCCAUCUAGUGAGUUGAGCUACUGGGCAAUAUUCUGACAGCGAGGACAGCACCAGACGCUAUACAUUCGCAAGCGAUUCGAUUUUCCUGAGCUGGCCAGGCGGAGGUGUAUGGCCCCGUACCCCUUUGAGAUGAAUCCCGUUGGUCUACCGGGGUCUCCGUCCCACGAGAUUAAACUUCACCAGAAAGAACAGUCGGAUACGGAGUGUGAGGAACUUCAACCCAAAGAUAUGACAACCGACAAAGGAUACAAAAGUAAGACGAGCAGUCUUCCAUUCAGCGUCGAAUCAUUGAUUUCCAAGAAAACAACCUGCAGGACUUACUAUUCUUCUCCCUCUUCGGAUUCGGGUCUCGUUCAACCAAAGCCUGUGGCGGCGGCGGUGCAGAUCACCGAACAGUUUUCUCCAAGGACUUUUUACGUUGAGAGGAAAGUUUCCCCAGAAAGCUCGCAGAGCGUGUCGGACUGUCAGAAUGACGACAAUCAAGAUUUUUGUGAGAAAGACCAGAACACUUGGUUCCAGACUUCAUCUUUCUCGACUCCCCCUCGAAGCUUAAGUCCACCUCCAUGUCCUUUAAGGAAACAUAAAAACAACCGAAAACCUCGAACGCCUUUCACUACCUCCCAGCUGCUCGCUCUGGAAAGGAAGUUCCGACAAAAGCAGUACCUCUCCAUUGCAGAGCGAGCCGAAUUCUCCAACUCCCUCAAUUUAACCGAGACCCAGGUCAAAAUCUGGUUCCAAAACAGAAGGGCUAAAGCCAAGAGACUUCAGGAGGCCGAGUUGGAAAAGUACAAACUGGCGUCGAAACCCAUGCUACCUGCCUUUGCUCUGCCAUUCCCCCUGGGAGCGCACAUGGGCUCUCCAUCUCUCUACGGACAUUCUAACGCCUACCACAGGCCCACUUUACCUGUUCCGGGACUCUUCGGUGGACCUGUCACCUAUGGAAUGUAUUAUUUGUCUUGACCUAGAUUGUGUAUUUACAUUUGAGAGAAAAUUAUAUGCCAUUUGUAUGUCUUCAAACAUGGUUGCAACACUUAACUUACUCCCUGUCUGAAACAUGGAUAUAUAUUUUUUCCAGAAAGGCAAACAUUUCCCAGAAAGCCCAUAGGCUUAUAUUUGUCUACAGAGAUAAUUUUUAGAUAUAUGUUGUAUACGCUCAUUAAAGUCAAAUACUUGUGGGACACGUUCUCAUGCCUAGAUAUGCUUAGGCCUUAUUUUGUAUUUCUGAUAGCGAUUUCUGAUAGUUGAGCAAUUAUCAAUGGCCAAGUUGUUAAUGCACGCGAGGCCUUAAAACACAACCCGUUUGCCACUUGCAGCGUGUGUAAUUGAUCACUAGAUCUAUACAUUUUUUUGUAUCCAUUUCGAUUAUACACAAAAGGGGGCAUUAACAUUAAGUUUAUGUAAUUUAACAGGCCUAGACAACGGCAAUAUCCUCGUGCAUAAUAUAUAGCCCUGUGCGCCAUGCAACGAAAAAGUACUUAAAAACAGCCUUAUUGAAAGUGCCUUCAAAUAUCAACUAGGCCUAUUUUGAGCUCUCGAAAAGCUUACUUGAACUGUAAAAUGUCUGUCAUUUGUUCAAUAUUGACGAUUUUUCACACUCAAUUGUACGUGCAUACAAUUAUGAAAAAUCAUGACCAACAGAAUUAUGCAUGUGUACAUUUGCCGCAUUUCUUUCCAGUUGCAAGCUCUGUAAAUCCGGUUUAUUUUCAUGGUGUGAAAUAUUACUUUAGAAAACAAAUGUGCAUAAACGAUUUGUACUUUUUCACUAUGAGAGGCCUUAAGACCAAUUACAAAUGGGAUAUUUGUAUGAUAUAAAAUUGAUUUUAUUUUCAAGAAAUAUAAAUAAUAUCAUUGUAAAUAGUGUUCACGUGUCCUGCAACUCUGAUGGAAGAAGACGCAGGAAUAUUGAUAUUUAUUAAAUAUCUCUGUAUCUGUACUGUGUACAUACAUGGUCUUAUUUUAAUUAUUCACUUAUACCUGUAAAAACUGAGCUCAGUAAAUAAACAUUAUAAUUUAAA